AUGUUGUCUGGAUGUAUAGGAUUCAUACCUCCCAAUAUUGCUCUAAAUUUUGGAGAUAUUAGUGUGCUGUCCAUGUGCCUCAGUGGUGCAGAUAUUCCUCAGCUGUUUGUUAUCAGCCUUCCUACCCUCAUCAAACUCUUGGAACUGAGAAAAUUUGAUGUCCAUCUCUGCACAUCUGCUUUGCCUCAGUUGUAUGCUGCCCAACUUGCUGCAAUGCAAGUAUCUCCAGGAGGAAAGAUACCUGGCAUAUCCCAGGGUAACCUCGGUGCUGCCGUAUCACCUACCAGCAUCCACACAGACAAGAGCACAAACAGCCCUCCACCCAAAAGCAAGGAUGAAGUGGCCCAGCCUCUGAACCUUUCAGCCAAACCCAAGACAUCUGAUGGCAAGUCUCCCACGUCACCCACCUCUCCUCAUAUGCCAACUCUGAGAAUAAAUAGUGGGGCCAGUUCACUAAAAUCCUCUGUGCCAGCAACAUUAGCUAGUCCUUCGGCCAGAGCUAACACAAUAGAUAUCCUUUCUUCUAUCACGUCGUCAGGUUAUUUAAAUGACCAUGAUGCUGUUACCAAGGCAAUCCAGGAGGCUCGGCAGAUGAAGGAACAACUUCGGAGGGAACAACAGGUGCUGGACGGGAAGGUGGCUGUUGUGAAUAGUCUGGGUCUCAAUAACUGCAGGACAGAAAAGGUCAGUGGCUGUGACCCCUACCCUGUUCAGCUGAUCCCGACUACCAUGGCAGCUGCUGCCGCAGCAACACCAGGCCUAGGUCCGCUCCAACUGCAGAUGGCCUCUUCCUUUUUCAGUUGGGCUGUUUGUGCAAAUGUCUUCAUGGCAGAAUUGCUGUGUGAAUAA
Meleagris gallopavo (turkey) is the source of this 849-nucleotide messenger RNA. Lineage: Eukaryota; Metazoa; Chordata; Aves; Galliformes; Phasianidae. The record is from RefSeq and is a predicted model, not a curated record.